AUGCGUGACCGCAACGUUACCGUGUCUGAACGCUUUAUUCGUAACUUGGAAGCGAGAGCGCUUAGCCACAGCAGUCAGCUCCCGCAAGCAACACCCUCGUCGGAGCCGGAGUCACUUCGUGGGACCGUCAGUCAGGGCCUGCCGCCACCGCUGCCACUCGUCGAGGACUCCACGUCGGAGGUCUUCCUUGCCAGGCUGAAGCAGAUACGCCAGAAUAAUACAGGCCCUGGGUUUUCACAACUUACCCCGUCCAACCCUUAUACCGACGGUGAAAGUCCGGCGGCGGUACCUUACGACUUUGUUCAGCUAAAGUUUGACACCUCCGCCAAGGAUAGGGUCUGGCUCUGCACUUUGCUCGUCGUAUUUGCUCUAGGGGAGUCAUACAACGUCGGGCCCCCUCCUGAAAUCCGGCUGGGUCGCGUCUCCGAUCAAGAUGAAGACCAGCUGGUAGAUUCACGACGCCCGCCCGGCACCGAAUUCUUCGAACAAGCCAUGUCUCUUCUCAAGAUCAGUCACGAGGACCCGACUAUCGACCAGAUUAUGGCCCUUAAUCUAAUUACAUUUUACUCGUACAGCCUUAACCGCAAAAAGUCUGCCUACGUGUAUGCGGGAAUGUCUGCCCGGCUUUCAAAUGUUCUGCGCUUGCACAAGCCACCUUCCUCACCAACGCUCUCUGCCGUGGAAUGCGAGCAUUUGAAGCGCGUUUGGUGGACCGUCUACUGCUUAGAUCGUAUGACGAGCACAGAAAUGGGUCUCCCGCCCAUCUUCCGACGUGACGAAGUCGAGCUUGCCUAUCCUAGCGAUCAGAUGCUCCCACCCGAGGCUGGUGAUGAGUUCUCCAGCGGAGUGGCGUUCAAAACGCAGGUCCAGCUUGCCUUUAUACAUACCGACAUCUGCCAGACAGUCAGAAGCCUGGGUGAUACCGCCAUGAUAUACGAUCAGAAGCGGGCGGAGCCUAUCAUACAGCAGCUGGAGAAUCUGAGGGCACAAAUGCCUCCUGCAUUGUCGUUUGAUGUGGAAAACGGCCUACCGACAGAGAUGCGAGAGAUGAAAACCCGAUCACUCGUGUCACUGUAUGAAAGAUACUACCAGUGUUUCGUCCUCCUGCUACGACCAUUUUUCUUGAAACAAAUCAACUACUUGUUAAUGAAUGAUACAGAGAAUGCGUGCCAGGACAGCUUGAAAUAUCUGACCAACCUAUGUCUCCGUGCGGCAAGAACCAAUUUGUUGCUCAUCGUUGACCUAAAACAGUGUGAGAAGCUGGCCACGUUUGGGUUCUGGGAGAGUUCGCAUCUCUUCUCCGGUCUUACAAUAUUGUCACUCGCUAUUUCGGUAAACUCCAGAUGGCCUGGUAGCUUCGAGGAGAAGCCAGACGACCAAACGACGUAUUGGACUGCCAAGGGUGUCCUGGGGGAGAUGGCCCAAGCAGGGAACCUUGCAUCUAAAGGUCAGAUACGCAUGCUGGAUGAAGUAGAGACUUUGCACGACGCACUAACCUGGACCGAUAAUACGGCUUUUGACCUCUUCAACUUUUGGGAUACGGAGGCAUGGCCGCAUUAA
Molecule: messenger RNA, 1560 nt
Organism: Clonostachys rhizophaga
Lineage: Eukaryota; Fungi; Ascomycota; Sordariomycetes; Hypocreales; Bionectriaceae
Source: the annotation of a GenBank genome assembly